Messenger RNA from Drosophila eugracilis, 8397 nucleotides. RefSeq names its product titin (gene Jarid2). Gene Ontology annotation, molecular function: DNA binding; histone demethylase activity. Gene Ontology annotation, cellular component: nucleus. The record is from RefSeq and is a predicted model, not a curated record. Gene Ontology annotation, biological process: chromatin remodeling. The transcript is spliced from 4 exons. Lineage: Eukaryota; Metazoa; Arthropoda; Insecta; Diptera; Drosophilidae. The coding region runs from base 415 to 7467 and encodes 2350 amino acids.
AAGAAGCAGAAGACGAAAAAAAUAUGUGCAAGCAAAUCUCGCAAAAUAAAAUGAAAUUUGCAGCACUUGUCGUGUGUGAAAUGUGAACCCAGAGUUCACUAAGCAAUAAUAAGACAAUAAUCAGCAUUUUAGUGUUUAUUUCGAGAUCUAAAACAACCACUAAAUCGCCAUAAAGAUGAAGCGAAAAUACGAAAAUUGCGAGCUGCAGCAGAGGCAGCAACAAAAACGCUAUUUGUUGUAGAUGUACAUAUGUAUAUAUUUAUAUAUAUGCAAAUCUAUACAUAAUAAAGAAGUCUCCGGCAGAGAAUUGGGUGCGCGAUAAUAAUAAAUAAUAAUAAUUAAUUCAAAGUACGAAGGCGCGCGAGCGAAAGAAAAGAGACGACUGAAAAAGAGGCGCGAAAAGUUCGCAACAAAAUGGUUGUCUCCAAAGACAACAACAAGCGUCGCCGUAAGGAGACGGAGACGCCUCCACCGCCACCUCCCGUCCCGCCCACUGCCUCCACAUUGGCUCCACCAUCGGCGGUGGCGGCCAUCGAGUCGUCCCCCGAAAUGCCUAAGAGAACGAAGGUGCAGGCACAACGCAAGUUCGCCCAGGGUCAGAGUGCGCCAAGUAGCUCCUCGAGCAUUGCCUACAGCGCAGCAGCAGCGGCAGCUGGUUCCGGAUCCGGUCCCAGCACAUCAGGAGCGGAUAACUCCCAGCCGCCUAUCGAAAUCCUGCCCAACAAGUGUCCCAAGGCUCAGGAUUUUCUCACCUUUCUCUGUUUUCGUGGCACGUCGGCGCUGCCCGCUCACUUGGAUUUCCUCAACCAGGGCAAGUCCAAAGAUGCGGAGGCAACUUCAACGGGAGCCAACAAUAAUAAUAAUGCCAAAAAGGCCAACAACAGUAGACCUGGCUUGACAGCCAACAAAAAGAAGCGGGGACGUCCUGCCAAAGGAACAGCAAAGAAAGUGGAAGCGGUGGACCCAGUACCCGAUCCCACUGAGAAGCCCUCAACAGCAAAUAAAGCAGCCAGUGAUAAAAUCAAUCUCAUUGCAACAGGAUUGCCAGAAACUCCUUCGUCAACGCCUAUUCCUGUGCUGCCAGGAGCGGUGCGAAAACGAGCGGAGAUUGUCACCGAUGGUAACCGACGAGGAGCAAGAGGCAGGGGUCCAGCCAGUGCAGGUGUUACUCCGGAAAAGAUGGUAGCAUCGGGAUCAUCCAACGACAACAAGCGCCGUUCUAACCGCGCCAGCACUAAGGAAAGUAAACCUAUUAUUGAUGAUGACCAUUCAGACGAUCUCGAAGAACACGAAGCAGACGAUGAUGAAGAUGAGUUCUUUUCCGCUCACGAUGCAUCCUCACGUAAUGGCGAGGAGGUCAAGGUAGACAGUCCCGUGAAAGUAGAACCAACAAAGCGGGGGCGACCCUUGGGUGGGAAGAAAGCCGCCGAGCAGACACCUGAAUCCCAGACAGUUUUAAAGGACAAGGCUCCCGUAAAGCGUGUUAGACAACGGGAGUCACCUAUUUUUAUCCCCUCGCCAGAGUCUUCUGGCCGCAUGACAAGACAGCGGGCUUUUUUUGAGCCCGUCAAGGUUCCGCCGCACCAGGAGGAACCUACAACCCAGGAGCCGCCAAAAGAUGAGCCCAAAAAAGAACCUGAACCGCCACCAAACAAACCGGAAAGGGAGAAGGAGCCUGCUAAGCAGAUAAAGGAAGCCAAGGAGAAAACGAAUUCCAGUAUUUAUGCCAAAGAAGCCAAGCAGCAGCUGGAAAAUGGAGACAGUCAGCAUGAUGCCGGAGCCAAGGGCAAGAAAAGUCUAAAUGUCUUCGAUUUCAGUUCAGAUGAUGAGCAGCCGCUGGCCAAGUCCAUAAAGUUAAAAAAGGGCGGCAAAGGGGCAAGUCCCAAAAAAGGUUCGGUUGCUGCAGCUCCACCUGCGGCUAGAAAUCGCAAGGCGGCAGCAAGAAAGCUAGAGAAGGAAAAGGAACUUGAAAAGGAGAAGCUGGAAAAAGAAAAAAAGGAAAAGGAAAUAGAAAAAGAAAAAGCAAAGGAAAAAAGGGACAAAGAGAAGGAGAAGGAAAAGGAGCCAGUCCCUGAAAGCAAAGUAGAAGAGCCACCCAGUGGCGGAAAAAGAGGGAAAGCUGGUAAAAAGAAAGCAGAAGAUGCUCCAACCGAUGAGCAGGAGUUGGCGCCACCCUCCUCAAAGAAAGUUGCCAUUAAUGCCCGCAAGCAAAAAAAAAGCAAGGCUUCGGAGGACUCGGUAGAAUUAGAGCCUCAGCGAUCGCAGCGCCCCUCACGCAAAACUAAGGAAGCCGCGGCCAUCUACAUGGGCAUCAUUGGUCACAAACUGCAGCUAGCUGAUGACGAGGAGGAUGACCUGUCAAUGAGCAGUUUUCCUGACAUACCCAAUGUUAAGGAGAUGGAGAAAAUGGAGAACGAGAUCAAACGUAAUGCGGCGGGAAAGUUAAACGUGCCGGAGGCCACGACGGUGCCUUCGGCAGGCAAAUCAUCCCGUAAGCCGUCGCCCAGACCCAAGGAUUCCCCAGCAACUGCUCCGAUAGAAGCUUCCCGUGAUGAGUCCCCCUCCCCACCAGAAGCCGAGGAGGAGAAACCACCGCCCCCAGCUCGACGUGGACGUCCGCCUAAGCAAAGCAAGGCACCGGCCGCCCCACUUCCCAAACCACCCAUCGAGGGAAUGCUGGUAAAGAAGGGCUCCCUGGCCAAGAUUUCUGAGCAACAGGUCAAGCCCAAAGCCAAGUCCGAACAUUCAAAAGUCGACUCCGACGAGGAGGAGGACUUUCUCAUCAACGAGGAAUUAAACGAAACAAAACGCAAGUUGGAGAAGAGCUUCAGUGACUCCGACGAUGAACCGCUGGCCAUUAAAGUGCCGGUGGUUGCGGCCAAAGAGAAAGAAGUAUCGCCACCGAAAAUGCCCAGUCCACCGCCCAAAUUGGUAGCGAUUCCAUCGCCCAUUUCUGUUCCCACGCCGUUGGUUUCGGUUGCUCCUGCGCUGACCGUGCCCAGUAUACCACCGGUCACAACCAGCACCACCCAGCUGACCAUGCUCCCUUUGACAGCUAAAGCUACUCCAACUCUGGGUACUAUCCCGAUGUUUCCCAGCAUGGCAAGUUAUUCACCGCUCAAAACCAUGGAAAAAAAGCCGCCGGUGCCCACGUCCAAGAUUCUGAACGUACCCGCCACAUAUGCGCUUCCGGGAAGUACCAGUGGAGCUGUAAGCUUCCAGAAGACUUCCUCGUAUUUGCCGCAGGCUUCUCCACACUACCAUUCCGGCUAUGUGCGCCCACCACCGACCCCCACCCAUCAGUUUGGUGGUGGAGCACCUUCUGGGAGUAAAACUCCUGCGCAGGGCACUUCGCCGUUAAAGUAUCAGACGCCACCCACCACAUAUCCGCCACCCAUUGAGGCAUAUCAGUGCCCCAAGAUUAAUCCAAACUUUCUGACGCCCAAGUAUGAGCGAAGCCCACUGCCUAGAUCAUCGACCAGCAGCUUUCCAAGCCCAUCGCCAGUAAAGUUUCUACCUACAUCGGGAACCACUGCGACCACCAUAGGCACACCCUCGUCUGCCACUAAGAGCCCUUUGGCACCACCGCCACCAUCUCCGCCAGUUAGCCAAGUUGUGAUCCAAACAUCCAGCUUGAAUCUUAGUAUGAGUAUAGCAGCUACAGUUAAUGCAGCACCAAUGGCCGUGGCUUCCACGUCAACAUCAGCGGCCCAUCAGGCGUCAGUUGGAGUCACAGUAACAGCUACGUCUACGCCACCACCGGCGCACAGCAAUAGUGCAGGAGCGGGAGGAGGAGCUGGUGCAAAUUCCGAUCCUUUAAAGGAAGAGAUUGGGAGUAUCCUGGCGCAGGCCACUCUGAUGCCCAGCAAGGAGGAAUCGGGCAAGAUCUUCGGAAUUGCGAGCGUGAGUUUGGCCCAGAGUUCCGGACCAGACAACACAAAGUGCACCUUGGGCAAGUGUGGAUCCAUUCAUAAGCCUGUGUUGGGACCAGUCGUGCCCACGGAGGGCUACUUCGGCGACCAGUUGUCCAGUAAGGAGCGGCGCAAGGCGAAGGUGAACAUGACGCACGAGCAGAUCCAGAAGUGGCUCAUUGAAUGCUCAUCUAAUCCUGAUGAAAUUCAAGAUGAUUUGGACGAUGAUUUCGAUGAUAGUUUAAGGCCUCAACAAUCUACUACUCCGCCCCCAACGAGAGAUGAUAAGGAACUAAGUGCAAGCUUCAGUUCAUCAUCGAAAAAUACGCGCGGUGAUCUUGGCAAGAGUGAGAGUGCUUGGUCGGCCAAAGGACCAUCUCUGAAAGCCACGCCUGUGCUGGUCACACCGCCCAGUCGCAAGGAGCAGUUAGAGCAGUCGGAAAGCAAGGACUGCGACGCUUUGGACUACGACAAAUCCUCAACACCUGUUAAUCUUACGCAGAAGAAUGCAUCCAAUGAUUCAGCGGCUCUUGAGAAGAAGAUUAACGAUCGGAAGGGAAAAGAUUCGGUCAAGGGUCCUGCAUCCAAAGCUGCAACACAGCCAAGAAGUGCUGCUGCUACUCCUCCAACACCAAUUUCUUCUACACCCACUCCUGCAUCUCUCACUCCAUCUAAGAGCAGUCCCACUCCGCCUCCAGCCAUUAAGCAAAAACCGGAGAAGGGAAAGAGAAAUGCCAAUUCCGGAGGAGGUGCGGCUGCUAUAGCUUCUCCGCCCGCUGCACCAACUCCACCAAAUCCCAAGCGAACUCCUGUUUACAAUCAAAAGAACGCCAAGGGACAGCAACAACAGGUGGAAACCAAGACAGCAGUUAACAGCAGUCCUAGCGCAGCAGGAGCUAAAAAGGAAUCGGUAUAUGCCUUUGGCAAGGAGGAAGAGGCUGGCACCAAGCCGGGCAAUCGUCGACGCGCAGAUCCCAGUCCAGCGCCUGCACCAGCUACAGUGCCAAAUGCGAUCAGUGAGCGAUCUCCAACCAAAAAAAGAGCAGCAGCAGCUGCGGCAGCCACUGCUGUUCAACUAACACUGAGUCCAACGGAGAACUGUAAGAUCGAAAGCAAACCGAAGGUGGCAACUGGAAGAGGAGCCAAAAAGCAACAACAGCAAGCUUCGGCUCCGCCAGCAGCACCUGUUGAAGCCAGCGGGGAUUCCGAUGCUGAGGGCGCUACCUUUUACAUACCCCUUCAAGGAGCUGGUGUGGGAGGCAGCGGUGAUGGCGGUAUCCAAGGAGUUGCAGUAAAACUUGGAAGAGAGGGUCCCGAUGGUCCCAAUCAAAAGGUGGUGAUGCAGGCCACUUUGGUGACCAAGGCACAGAUGGAUACCAACUCAAAACCGCUGCCAGAGUCGCUCAAUACCAACGAGCUGGUAAAGACUUUGCUUCAUGCGGCCAGCAAUGAUGCGGCCUCAACCACGACAAGCCUCAAAAGCUUGCCCAAGGCGAGUACUUCAGCAGCAGCCGGAGCAGGAACUGGGGCUGGUGCAUCCAGUCUAGUGCGUGUAAACUCGAACUCCUCGCUUUUCUCUGGAUCGGCUAAAUCCCGUACAGCUGCCCAGACAAGUUCCACAGCAGCAGCCGUGGCCAAAAAGUAUAAGGAUGAUACACCCAUUAAAAUGGCAAAUAAUACAGCUUUUCCACGACACGAUGAUCCAACUCAAAUGGUGGAAGCGCCUAUAUUCCGACCCACAGAGAAGGAGUUUGCCGAUCCUAUUGAGUUCAUCGAGCGGAUCACACCAAUAGCGGCAAGGUUUGGCAUUUGUAAGAUCAUUCCGCCAGCUAGCUUUAAGCCAGAGUGCCGGAUCUCAGAUGAAAUGCGGUUCACCGCCUACAAUCAGUAUGUGCACAAGAUGCUCCACCGCUGGGGACCGAGUGCUAAGGAGCUGAGUGCAAUUAAGAAAUACCUAGCUACUCAGAGCAUUGUAAUGAAUCAUCCUCCUUGGAUUGGUGGAAUGGAGGUGGAUCUGCCACGAUUGUAUCAUACGGUCCAGGAGCUGGGAGGCCUUAAGGAAGUAAUCGAAAAGAAGAAGUGGGCUCGCGUGGCAGAGGAAAUGUGCAUACCCAAGCUGGCUCAAGAUAGGGUGACCAAGCUGGAUGACAUAUACUGCAAGUACCUGUUACCCUACGAUACGUUGUCGCCGGCAGAGCGCCAGAAGCUCUUUGACGAGGUCGAGGCGGACUGGGCAAAACGGGAGGCACGAGCACGUCGGAAUGCUGAUCGUUUCGUUAACACGGAGAGCGUGUCCAACGAGGAGGAUGAUUUAAGCAGCGAUGAGGACGAAGAGUCUGAGGAGGAAAUCGACGGUGUGUCAAUGGAAUGCAUUGUGAAGGGUAGGAGUAUGCCUCUCAGCCAGUUCUACAGGAUUGCUCGUAACACGAUGGCAUUGUGGUUCAAAAGCACUGAUCCCACAGUUAACGAGGUAGAAGCAGAGUUCUGGCGUCAUGUGGCCGUGCGUGAUAGCCAUGUGUGCGUACAUUCGGGAUCUAUCGACAGCUCGGGCUGGGGCUAUGGUUUUCCUAGUCCGGGUCCCAAAGGAAAAGGUUCUAACUAUGCCAGGCAUCCAUGGAAUCUAAAGGUAUUGACCAACAAUUCUGGUUCCGUGCUGCGUUCCUUGGGUCCGGUCAUGGGCGUCACCGUUCCCACACUUCAUGUGGGCAUGCUCUUUUCUGCUUGCUGCUGGUACAGAGAUCCCCAUGGUCUGUCCUGGAUUGAGUACCUUCACACUGGUGCCUCCAAGUUGUGGUACGGUAUACCGGAUGAUCAGAGCGCGAAUUUCCGAUCAGCCUUGACGUCGCUGAUCCCGACGCACUGCCAGAACAAGACUAUUUGGUUGCCCUGUGAUACUGUAAUGGUGCCACCGCACAUGCUGACGGAUCGAGGAGUUUCUCUGUGCCGCAUUGAGCAGAAGCCAGGCGAGUUUAUUGUUGUAUUCCCACGGGCUUAUACCUCGAGCUUGGCCACGGGUUAUGUAGUCUCAGAGAGCGUUUAUUUCGCCACAAUGUCAUGGCUGGAUUUAGCCAAAGAUGAUUUCAGGGACAUCCAUGAAAGCUGCGAGCCAGCAAUGUUCUCGCUGGAGCAACUACUGUUUGCCUUGGGCUAUGACCAGCGUGUCAACUCCGAUGCUCUGCAUCAAAUGUUGCCAAUGCUUAAUGAUGUUUGCGAAAAGGAAUCCGCAGCCAGAGAACAGCUUAGGGCUGCUGGCGUGACAUCUACUGAGAAAGUGCAGGCGGAAAAGGGCCAAAAGGCCAAGAAGCAACAGCAACCGCCAUACAAGUCCAUCGAAAGCGAAUGCGACCUGUGCCGCGCCAACUUGUAUAUAUCGAUGGUGCGCACCGAGGAUGGAAACAUCUAUUGCCUGCAGCAUGCGCUGAAAAACCUCAACAACGGCAACAUUCAGGCCAAGCAAUGCAAGCUAAUCUAUGCGUACAACGUGGAUGAUAUACAACAGCUUAUACGCCAACUGCAGGAGAAGAUCAACCACAAGGCGGCGGUGAAGAAAAAGUAGCAUCGUCGGCGUCGUUACUAAUCGGCGGCGCAAGUAAGAUACAGCCACAGAUACGGAUAAGAAUAUGGAUUAGGAACUCCGCGCUGAUGUACAUAUAAAAAUGUGUAUACGUAUGUGAUUCGCCAUCUCUAGUAAGCUGCUAAUUGAUAAUUGGGUGAAAUGUAGUAAUGACUUCGAUUUGGACGUAUUUAUGGAGCCAUGGGACGCAGCGACUCACAAACAUUUAUAUUUAUGCAACGUUUAUCUCCCAGUUGAUUAACUGACACUAUACUAACUGUAUGAUAAGAGCGUAGGAACGGAUAUAGAGAUGUAAAAGAUUACAUUUCAACGUGGCAAUGCUUUCAAUUUUGACUAGUUUAUACAUUUUAACAAUAAGGAGUUUGCAAUGAUUUUUGUUUUCCAUUUGGUUUUUUUGUUAUGCAAUAUGUACCCCUCCCCGAAAAUGUUAUUAACCCGUACUUGUGUUAUUGUAUAUAGAGAGCAUAGUGUAUGUACGUAGUUAGCUUACGGAUUAAGUCAGAGACCCUCAAAGAAACCAUGCUAACGUGUUGCAAUUUCUACUUCCUUUUAUACGCUAAGAUAACGAGUAAUUACGAUAGUAUCAUAGAACCUUCACAGCCCAGAUAUCGACCACAAUAGAGCGGUAGUUUUAACACUAACAAUAGCAAGAGACCGUUCCUGGAUGGUUCUCCGCCAACUAACGAACUAAACAAAAGCCAGAGUUACUAUCGAUGACUGCAGUUGUGAAGUGGGAUAUCCCAAACCACACUGUUCAUUCAACCAAAAACGAUAUAGACGAAAUCCAUCAAGGACAGGCGAUUGCAAUUGCAUAAAUGAGAACUUUUCACUAGAUGUUCAAUGUAUUUAUAUAGUAGUAAUACAAUAUUUAAGUAACAAGUGCAACAAUAAAUCUUAACGCGAUGUAUCGAA